Molecule: messenger RNA, 1341 nt
Organism: Zingiber officinale
Lineage: Eukaryota; Viridiplantae; Streptophyta; Magnoliopsida; Zingiberales; Zingiberaceae
Product: ferroptosis suppressor protein 1-like
Exons: 4
Coding region: 110-1195 (361 amino acids)
Cellular component (GO): cytoplasm
Molecular function (GO): flavin adenine dinucleotide binding; electron-transferring-flavoprotein dehydrogenase activity
Source: RefSeq, a predicted model, not a curated record
AGCGAUUGAUUCCAGCGUAAGAAAGCGUAACGGAGUCGCCACGCUUCACUAUAAAUGAUACGCGAGCCACAAAGGCGAGUCCCUCGAUCUCGAUCCCUCGAACGCUGCUAUGGAAGGAGCAGGCGAGGGGAGCGCGAAGGAUAGGCUGGUGGUGGUCGGCGGUGGCAUAGCCGGCGCGCUUCUCGCCAAGUCCAUGCAAUCCAUCGCCGAUGUAGUUCUGAUUGACUCGAAGGAUUAUUUUGAGAUCCCAUGGGCAGAAUUGAGAUCCAUGGUCGAGCCUUCUUUGACAAGAAGAUCACUGAUUUCACACACUGAUUAUACUAGGGCAAGGGUUAUAGUAUCUUCGGCAACACAUAUCACUGAAAAUCAGGUGUUUACAGCAGAUGGUGGUUCCUUUACAUUUGAUUAUCUUGUAGUAGCUACUGGUCAUGCAUAUUCAACUCCCAGAGGCAGAGAUGAUAGGAUAAAAGAAUUUCAACUAGACAACGAGAAGAUAAAAUCAUCUGAAUCUGUUUUAAUCAUCGGAGGCGGUCCAACUGGAGUCGAACUUGCUGGAGAGAUUGCAGUAGACUAUCCCGAGAAGAAGGUAACUCUUGUUCAUAAAGGAUCAAGGCUGAUGGAGUUCAUAGGGAGCAAAGCUUCCAAAAAGGCAUUAGAUUGGCUGACAUUAAAGAAAGUUGAAGUUCUUUUAGAACAGUCAGUUGACUUGAAUGCCAUUUCAGAAGCAGAUGGAGUGUACACAACAUCAUCCGGAGAAAAGAUCACAGCUGACUGCCAUUUUGUUUGUAUUGGAAAGCCACUGGGAUCAUCAUGGCUUCACGAAUCCAUCCUCAAGGAUAGUUUGGACAAGAAAGGAAGGUUGAUGGUUGAUGAAUAUCUCAGGGUGAAAGGCCAAAGAAACAUCUUCGCAGUAGGAGACAUAACUGAUGUCCCUGAAAUCAAGCAAGGGUAUCUUGCACAGAGACACGCGGAAGUGGUGGCCAACAACUUAAAGCUGUUGAUGAAGGGAGGAGCCACCGAGAAGAAGUUGGCCAAGUACAAAGCUGCUUAUUCCAUGGCAUUGGUUUCUCUGGGUCGUAAAGAAGCUGUGGCACAGUUUCCAUUUAUCACCAUUAGUGGCUGCUUCCCUGGGCUUAUCAAGUCCAGGGACUUAUUUGUUGGUAAGACCAGAAAAUCUCUAGGACUCACCUCUUGAGCCAAACACUAACAUCAUCCUUGAAAUAUAUUGUGAUUUGCUCGUGCUAUUGUGCUUAAUUUUCUCACAUAAUUGACACUAUCUUUAUCUUGUAUAUCCAUGUAUCAGUGGUUUAUUUUGGUUGUGUAAAAUCGCCUUAGCAUUGA